This is a messenger RNA of Symbiodinium sp. CCMP2592, 1602 nucleotides long. NCBI's taxonomy places the organism in Eukaryota, Dinophyceae, Suessiales, Symbiodiniaceae. The record is from the annotation of a GenBank genome assembly.
AUGGCAGUCUCCCUGUCCGUGGAAACGCUGAACUGGCAUUGCCCACCAUGGGGUGGGUUGGUCCAUGGUCCAUCAUAUGACCGGCAGGCAGUCACGCCAGGGAUUGUCCACAUUGGCCUUACAGAGUUCCACCGAGCUCACCAAGCCCACUUCAUUGACGAGUUUCUAUCAUCUGGACAGGUGGACUGCCUGUCCUGGGGCAUUUCAGGAGUCAGUUUCGCCGAGGAUCAGCACCUCCAUCAUGCGAUGGAGGAGCAAAGCGGCAUGUAUGUCCUUUGCACCCGAAAUGCACAGGAGCCGAUGGCACGCAUCAUCGGAGCUUACUGCGAGCAUCUCUCUGCACCGGGGCACCAUGCCGCGAUACUCGAUCGGCUCCAAGCCGACAGCACCAAGAUCAUCAGCAUAUGCUUCAGAAAAAGCGAUUCUCUGGAUGAUGCCGGAGCUCUGGAUGAUUCGUCGGAAGACAUUCAAUCGGAUCUGGGAGCUCUUAGAAGCAUACUCGCGUGCACUGAUGCGGAGUCGCUGUCAUCGACCGUCCCGCUCAAGACGGCCGCUGCCUACCUAGUCGCAGCUGCAGCGUUGCGCAAGAAGCGUGAUGCUCCACCUGUGGCUGUGCUCAGCUGUGACGCAGUGCCACGGAAUGGGGAGCGAUGCGCUUCUGCGGUAGCUUCACUGGCACAGCAGACCGGCGGUGAUGAGCUCAUGCAGUAUAUCCAGGAAAAAUGGCGAUUUCCCAGCUCGGUCUGUGAUCGCAUCGUGUACAGAUUGACGCCCACCGUACUGCAGGACCUUCACCGAGCAUCCGGUGUGGCCGACAAAGGGCCGGUUGCUUGCGAAGACUUCGUGCGAUGGGUUGUGGAGGACCAAUUUCCGAGCGGUCGGCCUGCCUGGGAAUCGGUGCUUGGAGAUGCCUGCGUCUUCGUCGAGGAUGCUCAGCCAUUUUCGGACUUGCACCUGAAGGUCUUCGAAGGCGCUCGGCAGCUCAUCACCUACGCUGGGAUCUUGUUGGGCUACCGGCGAAUCAAUGAAGCCAUUGAGGAGCCGGUGAUUGUGGAAUUCGUGAAGAGAUACUGGGCAGUGGUUCUGGCGCAUGCGGUGGCCCCUUCCGAGAAAGCGGAUGGGCAAGCCUACCAGGCUGAGAUUUUUCAGCGACUCUCACAGAGUGACGAAGAGCUGCUCACCCUGGCGGAGGAGGGAUGCCAAAACAUUUGCAGCUUCUGCAUGAGCAUUAUUCCUGGCCUACCGCCGAUGGACACGCCAACCAUCAAGCCAAUUGUUCAGCUUCUAUGCCUAUGGGUGCGGUACAUCAUCGAUUCCGCCGACGAGACAGAGAAGCCAUACGUCCAUGCUGCAGAUGGAAGGCUUGAAGUGCUGCAGCCGUUGGCAGAGAGCUUGUGGCACAAUGCUGUGAAAUCCAUCAAGGGCGAGAAGGGUGAGACGAUCCGGAAGCAACCUCCAAGAGAAGAGACGAAAGCUUUCGUAACUGCAGCCUUCCCUUCUGUGAACUUGGGCGCGACGGUGCUGGUGGAGGUGAUGGCAAGCCAGCUUAUCGCCUGCCGGGCCAACGGCGUGGCCAGCUUCUUGACGCCAUCUGGCAAGUAG